This is a messenger RNA of Aspergillus aculeatus ATCC 16872, 1518 nucleotides long. RefSeq names its product phytanoyl-CoA dioxygenase family protein. Lineage: Eukaryota; Fungi; Ascomycota; Eurotiomycetes; Eurotiales; Aspergillaceae. The transcript has a single exon. Bases 225 to 1121 code for a protein of 298 amino acids. The record is from RefSeq and is a predicted model, not a curated record.
GCCACAGCCGCAGGGAUGGGCCACGUCAGCACAAGGGAUGGCGCCUUUCAUAGGAGAGAAGGACUGUUGAGGGCACAGUACAAAACUCGAGAGCCUCUCGCGCUCAUGGCCUUCUUUCACCACCUGUUCCUCACGCACAGGAUUAACACACUUACUUGACUCCUUCUUGGCUGCAAGCAAAGAACGAACAUCUAGAUCCUCAGCAAAACCCUCUCGCAUCCAUUAUGACACGCUCAUCCCCAAAGUCCAUCCUGCGUCGAGUGGCAGCUCACGAGGGUGCACCGAAGAUCUUGCAGGUCCUGAAAGAGGAUGGGGCGGUGAUCAUCCGGGGGUUUCUCAACCAGAAUCUGUUCCAAAAGCUCAACAAGGAGAUGGAAGAUGAACUGGCGAAGCGGCCUCUGAUCUGUGAGCACAACGGUGAAUGGGUGUCGGGGUUGGCGGGGUCGCAAACGCGACGUUUGAAUCAACUGCCCGCCUUCAGCCCAACCUUCCGCCAGGAGAUCCUUAAUCACCCCUUAUUUCAUGAGAUCUGCGAGCCCCUGUUCGGGACCCAUGGCUGUGACUAUUGGAUGAACACGGCAACGGUGGUGCAGAUUGGGCCCGGUAACGCGGCGCAAUCCCUCCAUCGCGACCAGGAGCUGUAUCCCGUCUUCAAUCCCAUCGGCAAGGAUGCCCCCGAGGCGCUCGUCAACUUCUUCUGCGCGCUGAGCACCUUUACCGACGAGAAUGGGGCGACGCGGGUUAUCCCUGGUAGUCACCAGUGGGACGACUUCACCACCGAUGUGACCCGCUGCGUACCGCAGACCAUUCCGGCGGAGAUGGAGGCCGGGGACUGCCUGCUCUUCAGCGGGAAGACUGUACACGGUGGAGGAGCCAAUCGCUCUAAGGACAACGUUCGCCGGGGGAUGGCGCUCGGCGUUCAGGCAACGUAUCUCACCGCGGAGGAAAACUACCAGCAUAUUCCCCGGGAAAUCGUCGAGUCCAUGACCCCACUAGCUCAGAAAAUGAUCCACUGGCGCUCCUCCUAUUGUCCCGGGGGCGCCGGGCUCUGGCAGAUCAAUGGCACGGAAUUGGCCAACGAGAUCGGGCUGAAGGCCAAUCAGCCGAAGAAAACCAUCUAAGCUUUCGUUUAACCGGCAGCCGGCAAGUGGAUGGUACUCGAUGCAAGUCAGUACAUGGGCGUGGGCUUGAAGUACCGUUAUAUAUGGGUUCGUUUGGAGGGAUUCGGAGUUGUAUUAUGUCGUUCAGACACAAACGUCAGAGGAGUUUCAACGUAGAACACCCUGAUAAGCAGAUAGAACGGGAAUUUGUGCUUCCUCUGUUUUCUUCUCUUUCCUCUUUCCUCUUUGUUAUCUAGAUUGAUUGUUAUGGUCUAGUUCGACGGCUCGCAUUGAACGACCGGGUCAUUCUCCCAUAUGGAAAACUUUUAUCCACGGGUGUACGAAUACCUGGUCAUACAUGCUUGGACCCAGAUCAUGAGCUGAUCAAAGGAUAAAUGAAUGCUUAACCUCGGUGAUG